CGCUUAACGCUCCACUGGAACAGGAGACCUGCCACAUUACGCACGGGGAGUUCACCAAGUACGCCUGUACCGCGAGUAGACGGGAGGACAGAGAACUUUGAGAACAAAGCUAACGAUUUUAUGUUUUUGUUCUACGUAAAGGAAGAGUUUGUUACUCCAUCCCUGUAUACAGAGUGAAGUUUUGGGACAUUUUGAUAUAUUUUUCUCUGUAGCAUGUGGUUCUUUUGAGAUUAUUAUAAAGACUGUGUUUGAGGAGAUUAAAAGGUUAUUCAGAGUGAGAGCAGACACGUUCCCGGACUUGCUCUCCAAAGACUGCUCGGAAACCCCUGACCCUUCGUGAGAUGCCCACAAGUCGCCUGGCAUUUGACCCGAUAACCAUGGACGCCCGAGUGCAGGCCAAUCCGAACCUCAACUUCGGGGUCAACAGGGGUCACGAUGGCGCUAAUAGAAACUCCCGCAGUAGACCAUGUGAGGAUAAGUCGCUGCAGUUCCUAAGCCAGGAGGAGCAGGACUGUAUCCUGUUCUUUGAGGAGACCAUCGACUCCCUGCUGACUACCCCAGCAGUAGCUGAGCUUGAUGGACCAAGACCCCCCACCCUGGCAUCCGCCCCCAGCCCUGUACCACCCCUUUCAGCCUUGGACAGACCCACCAGCCCCAAGGACCAGGACAUCAUAGACCUGGUUCGCCCAGCACAGCCUGAUCUGGUCCAGCCCAUACAGGCACCGUUCAACCCCCCCAUGCCAGGCACAGCACAGUCCACUCCUCGCUCCACCCUGAACAAUUUCACCCAGAAUAUGGUGAUGAACAACCCUGAGAGGCAUAUUGAGAACAAGCCGAGGCGCGAGGCGAUGGAAAACUUCCCUACAGAGUACAACCUGCCACACCCUGGCAAGGACAGCGCCCCCUAUGGCCACGCCCUGUACCAUCCUGUAGGCUCCGUCCCCACCCCCGUCCUCAUCGCCCAGAAGAUCGCCGAGCACCAGGGGAGCGGGGGGAACACCAACAUCCUCUCUUCCUCCCUCCUGUCCAACCCCCGUAGGAGCCUCGACUUAGAGAACAUAGAGAGACCACCUACCUCCCCGGAUUAUCCAAUCAAACAGGGCCCGACCACCUCAGCCAAGCCCACCCGUUACCCCGGCAACAUCAGCAUGAUAAUGGGCAGCAACCAGCACCACAGCCAUUCGCUGGCCAGUGUGAACCUCCAGGACAGAAAGUCUCAGAUGCUGGCUAACCUAUCAGGGACGUCCCACCCUGUGGAGGCGGAGGAGCUCCAUGGGCUGCAGAAGGUCCAGGUAAACCUUCCCACCCGCAGUGAGUCCUUCAGGGAUCCCACUCCAAAUAAGUCCCGGAUGGAGGCAUUGUCCAAACUGGGCUUGACCCGAAACCGCUCCCCGUCAGGGGAUCUCUCUCUCCUAAUCACCCCCAACAGCAGCACAAACACCAAACCCGCUGCUGCCCCGAUUCCGGUUGCCACCCCUACACCCGUUCCUACUAAUACCCCUACACGGACACCCGUGAGUAAACCAGUCGUGGCCAGACAGGCAAGCCCCUUGCCACCAUCAACAGUCAACACCAGCUCUCACUCUAGUAUCCAUGACAACAAGCCUGCUUCUCCCCCGCCCGAAGUCUCAUCCAAGGACUUUAACAGCUACGGCGGGAAGACCAUCGUGGUGAACCCCUCUAAGGCUGCUGCUGCUGCUCCCUCCACAGGUGGCCAUGGCAAUAAGGCCCACCCAGUGACCUCUCACAGUGACUUCAACCCUUACGGGGGUAAGACUAAGGUAAUGACACCUGCUCCUGUUACCACAACCAGGGCUGACCCACCACAACCAGACAUCCAGAGCAGGGCCAUGCCUCCCCCAGCCUUCACCCCAGCCAGAGAGAUGCCUCCCACAGUCUCCACCUCCACCCCAGCCAGAGUGAUGCCUCCCCCAGCCUUCAACUCCACCCCAGCCAAAAGGAUGCCUCCACCAGCCUCCACCUCCAUCCCAACCAAAGUAGAAACCAUGCCCUACGAGGCCAACAGCUACAGGGGGAAGACCAGAAUGGUCAGCCCAUCCCACACCACCCCCUCCCCCUUUACCACCCCUGACAUCCUCGCACACACCUUAGUGAGGUCCCCCAGCAAAGCUUCAGCCCCAGUGCCUUCUUCAGCCCCCAGACCUUUCCGCUACAGCACUCCCCCUAGCUCCAACAGGGUGGUGGCGUCUCCCCCUUCUCCGGAGUCCCGGCGGAAGUCCAUCUCCAAGCCUUCAUUCCGACCCCAGGGGAUCACUGUGCAGUUCUCCGGACGGGGAGUGACGGAUGAGUCGCGCAGAGAAGCGCUCCGGAAACUGGGACUGCUGAAAGACACUUUCUAACUCUCGGAUCGCACCGCUGUCUUCCCUCUUUCUCUGUCUCCUCCUCUGCAUAACCUCCAUUCAGCUUCCAGGUGGACAGACAUAGCUAAGGCCUUUGGAGUUUUUCUGAAAGGGUGUGAGGCGUGGCAGGAGAGGAUAUCUACAUUACUGGGGAAUGAAACAGGAUCCGGGCUGAAACCUGCACACCCGGUUCUGAGCGCUGAAUGCUGACAAACGAGUCGGACACGUCACAUGGCCUGGUGACAAAUGAGCACACAUACGUUUUUCAAAUACACACACAUGUAUACACACACACUUGUCAAACACACAUACACGCACUCAACAAACACACACGUGCACAUGCACUCAUACCCACAAAUACAUACACCCAACAACUCCCACGGAGCUGUUAUAUGCAUCAAAGCGCUGUCUUUUUAUUGUGCUCUAUUUAACUGUAAUCCUACUCAGAGUUUUACAUUGCCACUGAUCCAAGACAUAUUGUACUUUAUAGUAUGCAUGUACCUCUAUUGUUCUCUCGGCCAAAACAGACAAAAAACAGACCUGUACAAAGGGGAAUGCAGACAGCUGAAUGUCUUUGGCAAUGGCAUUGACAGACCUUUUACUACAUUUGCCUCCUUCUGAUGUCACAUACUCAGCGACCAGUGAGAAUCAUUCCUUACAUGCUCUCACUCUCCAAAGAUGGAUUUAUAUACCCAAUAUAUUUACAUUUACUUUGUAUGACACUAUAUUCAUUACUGAUCAGUUUGAGGCUGGUACUGCUGGUACUGAUUUUAAGUGAACUUGAAUCAUUAUAAACUGACUGUGAAGUCACCUGAGAACUGAAGAGCCUCAUAACAUGUUAUUUUGUUUACCGAUUUGAGCAUGGUUGUUAUCCAGGAGGUUAUUAUGAGUGUGAUGUAUCUCACCGUGCAGCUGUUAUGAGCAUGAACAAUGACAUAGUUUGAAGCACUUUCCUGGCAGAAUAAGGUUGAAUUAACUUCACUCACUAAUCUUUUAGAAUGUAUCUAUAACCAUCCCACUCAUGCAUAUUGAUGAUAUUCUACUUUAUAGGUAUUUAUGCACCCGUUGAUUUCCACUGCUGCCUUAUGGUCUAUCAAAGACAGGUCACUCAGAAGGGGGUACAUUCCCCCAGGCAAGCACAAAGCUUAGAAACGUAACGAUUGAUUGACAUACCAAGCAAACUAAGCAGCAAUUAAAAUAGUUUACCUCAUACGCUCAGCUCUAAGGAUAUAACGUUAUUGGACGUUCUGAAGUGACCCCAUGUGUUUAACUCCUUAUAUGGCAUUUUUGUGAAUGUAAGUUACAGAAAAGAGCACAGGCUUGAGUUUCUAUGAAAGGAGUGAUAUGUAACUACAGCGCUGGCUAAAGGGUAUUUUUACUCCAUGGACGUGCCUCCCACACAAAACCACUUUAUGUGGUUGGCAAUGUAGACUUUUACUACUUUGAGGGAAAAAAACUUCACUUAGUGAGGUCGGGCAAGGGCUUGCAAUGUCCAAAACACAAACACUUAAGCCACAGAAUCCAGAAAUACUCACAAAGACAAUCCUUUCUUGUUUUGACCUUAUUUUAUUAAUGUAUGCUGAACUUGCAUUUGCAAUAUGUAAUUUAACUGUCAUCAUAACUGAUGCCUGUUGUUUCUCGCUGGACUGCAGAUAUAUUGGUACAUAACCCUGUGUGUGUGUUUGUGUGCGUGCGUGUGUGUGCGUCUGCGUGAAACAUGUUUGUCCAUUUUAAAGUUUUAUUUAAUGAAAAAAGUCAGACUCCGGUUUUGUAGUUAAUCUACAGUAACUCAUGAAGGAUCAUGUGUUACACCAUGCACACAUUAUUGUGGUUGUGUGAGUGAAACAUAUUUAACUAUUCAUAUCUCGACUCCGGUUUUGUGGUAAAUCUACAGUAACUCUUGAAGUAUCGAAUACACACACAGGGAAAUAUACCUGUAGUUUGCAGACCCAGAGAGAGAAACCAAAAAGCCUCACUAACAAAAUCUUUGACAUUCAAUUAAACAUUUACAAAUUGUCAACUAAAGUUGCUGCUAUGGUACAGCAGCGCCUUUAUAUUUUUUGCUCAGUCAUAUUGUACACAAAGUUUAAUGCACAUCUGUGUCACUUAAUAAAGAGAGUAAUAUACAUUACUUAUCCCAUCCAGAGAGUUUGUUAUUCUUCCCAGGGUAUUUACUAUGGAAUGUUAUGGUGAGUAGAAUCUCAGUUUAUAGUUUAAUGAUUGACCUUCCCUGGGAACUAAUUCACCAUGGUUUUAAUGGAACCGUAAACAGACACGCUUUCCAGGGCAUCAACUCACCUCAGCCUACACUCUAACCCCUCGUUCUAUUACUUUUUUGACUGUCCAUCCAUGAAGGUCAUGAUUCCAAAGAUCCUUUCUUCUACUAAGAUUAAAUAACUGGACAGUCAAAUUCCCAAGUCUUCCUCAAUAUUGUUUUUGCCUUUUCCCUUUUUCAGAUCUGACGGCAGAGGAAGAUGUAAGACUAUUGAGAUACUUUCUCUUACGUACAGAAUAUUUCCUGGAGAGCUGUAGCCCACUGUGUACUCUCUCUGCUAGGUGGACGGCCACUCCCAGUUUCACAUGGGUAUGCUCUCUACACUGCAGAGUCAGACCACUUUACCCAGCCCCAACAGAGAGCCUUUCUUUCCCUCUGUGGGGAAUGGGUCUAAGUGUGUAUCUGAGUGUGUGUGACCAAGAAGAUCUGGGGCAUUGGCUUCUUCGGGAGUGUGAGCGAGAGCAAUUAAAGCUGUGGUUUGGUAAGGAGUGUGUGUGUGUGUGUGUGUGUUGAGGGGAGGUACGCAGGCAGGAAGUGAGGAAAUAAGCAUGUUUAGGGUCUGUAAUUAGAGCCAGCAGACAAACCCUUCAAGAGUGCCCUCUUUCUCUUACACACAGAUGCACUAAUACAGUCUUGCACUCCCUCCCAUACACACAUAGGUACAUCAAUGGAGGAGCUAUGGCUCCAAGCCAUAUAGGUGGGACACAGAUCAUGGACACAGUAAAGCAGUCGAGCCAGAGAAGUGAGUCACAAACUGACACUUUUACUGAAACACAGGCAGAAAUUGGCUUACAGAGCUGGUGCAUAAAGGCCCAUGCAGUAGAGUACAGAUUAUCUAUCUAUAGAUUCAACAGACAGAAUAAAUCAAACAGAAAUUAUCAUCACUGAGUAGGACUCAGGAGGCAAGAGCACAGAUAAGCAUGUUAUCCAUUUGUCAAAAACUACAAUACGGCCCACAAAUUCCAAAUGAACAUAAACUCUGUAUAUCACCC
Coregonus clupeaformis (lake whitefish) is the source of this 5627-nucleotide messenger RNA. RefSeq names its product proline and serine-rich protein 2. The transcript is spliced from 4 exons. The record is from RefSeq and is a predicted model, not a curated record. Bases 342 to 2360 code for a protein of 672 amino acids. Lineage: Eukaryota; Metazoa; Chordata; Actinopteri; Salmoniformes; Salmonidae.